AUGCCCACUACCCUCCCCGGCACAACUGUCAUCGUGACCGGCUCCGGCGGCGGCCUCGGCAAGGCCAUCGCCGAGGCCUACCUCGCCACGGGCGCCAACGUCGUCAUCGCCGACAUCGAUGAGGCCCGCGUCGCCGCAGUCGCCUCGGAGCACCGCGACACCUACGCCGGCCGCCUGCACACUGCUGUCGUCGACGUCACCUCCGAGGCCUCGGUCGAGGCCCUCGUCAGCGGCGUCGUCGAGCGCUUCGGCCGCCUCGACGUCGUCGUCAACAACGCAGGCGUCAUGGACCGCUUCGACCCGGCCGGCGACUGCGCCAAGGACACCUGGGACCGCGUCCUCGCUGUCAACCUCACGGGGCCCUUCCUCACCACCAAGUUCGCCGUCAACCAGUUCCUGAACCAGGGCCCUGCCGGCGCCGGCGGCGGGCCCCGCGGCCUCAUCAUCAACGUCGGCUCCAACGCGAGCUACCGCGGCAUGACCUCGGGCGUCGCCUACACGGCCUCCAAGCACGGCGUCGUCGCCCUCACCAAGAACUCGGCGGGCUUCUACGGCGACAAGGGCAUCUACUCGGUCGCCCUGCUGGUCGGGCCCAUGGACACGACCAACAUCAUGGACGCCUUCGCCGGGGGCGUCAACCAGCCCGCCAUGGAAAAGGUCACGGCCGCCAUGCCCGAGUACAAGCGCGGCGAGACGGGGCUGGACCCGGCCGCCGUUGCCAAGUACUGCGUGUUCCUGACGGACAAAGACAUCGCGUCGUCGGCCAACGGGAGCUGCGUCGUACUGAACCGGAACUGGCCGUUCGCUUAG
Molecule: messenger RNA, 810 nt
Organism: Colletotrichum higginsianum IMI 349063
Lineage: Eukaryota; Fungi; Ascomycota; Sordariomycetes; Glomerellales; Glomerellaceae
Product: Short chain dehydrogenase
Exons: 1
Coding region: 1-810 (269 amino acids)
Molecular function (GO): oxidoreductase activity, acting on the CH-OH group of donors, NAD or NADP as acceptor
Source: RefSeq, a predicted model, not a curated record